Messenger RNA from Solea senegalensis (Senegalese sole), 1985 nucleotides. RefSeq names its product BDNF/NT-3 growth factors receptor-like. NCBI's taxonomy places the organism in Eukaryota, Metazoa, Chordata, Actinopteri, Pleuronectiformes, Soleidae. Gene Ontology annotation, cellular component: axon; signaling receptor complex; membrane. The coding region runs from base 1 to 933 and encodes 310 amino acids. The transcript is spliced from 7 exons. Gene Ontology annotation, molecular function: brain-derived neurotrophic factor receptor activity; brain-derived neurotrophic factor binding; ATP binding. Gene Ontology annotation, biological process: positive regulation of kinase activity; trans-synaptic signaling by neuropeptide, modulating synaptic transmission; regulation of phosphatidylinositol 3-kinase/protein kinase B signal transduction. The record is from RefSeq and is a predicted model, not a curated record.
AUGGGAGGAGGAAUGCAGUGGCAGAAGCUCAUUUCCGGCACAGUCGUCCAGCAUAUUAAGAGACACAACAUUGUGUUGAAGAGAGAGCUUGGAGAGGGAGCCUUUGGAAAAGUCUUUCUGGCCGAAUGUUACAACCUCUCCCCUGACCAGGAGAAGAUACUGGUGGCUGUCAAGACGCUAAAAGAGGCCAGCGAAAAUGCCAGGAAGGAUUUCCACCGUGAGGCUGAACUACUGACCAACCUUCAACACGAACACAUUGUCACAUUCUAUGGCGUCUGCGUGGAGAGCGACCCACUCAUCAUGGUCUUUGAGUACAUGAAACAUGGAGACCUCAACAAGUUCCUCAGGGCUCACGGUCCAGAUGCAGUUCUGAUGGCAGAGGGCCAGACCACCAGACCUGUGGAGCUGACCCAGUCUCAGAUGCUCCACAUUGCCCAGCAGAUAGCGUCCGGCAUGGUCUACCUGGCAUCACAGCAUUUUGUGCAUCGCGAUCUGGCCACCAGGAACUGCCUGGUGGGUGAGAACCUGCUGGUAAAGAUUGGGGACUUCGGCAUGUCCAGAGACGUCUACAGUACUGACUACUACAGGGUCGGAGGUCACACCAUGCUACCAAUCCGUUGGAUGCCGCCUGAAAGCAUCAUGUACAGAAAGUUCACCACAGAAAGUGAUGUUUGGAGUCUCGGGGUUGUUCUCUGGGAGAUCUUCACCUACGGAAAACAGCCUUGGUAUCAGCUCUCCAAUAAUGAGGUGAUAGAGUGUAUAACCCAGGGCAGAGUGCUGCAACGCCCCAGGACCUGUCCUAAAGAAGUGUAUGACCUGAUGCUGGGCUGCUGGCAGAGAGAGCCACACAUGAGACUCAACAUCAAAGAAAUCCACUGUCUGCUCCUUAAUUUGGCCAAGGCCUCACCUGUAUACUUGGAUAUACUGGGCUGAACAAAGGAGGUGGACGGGAGAGAGUUGUGUGUGUGUGUGUAUGUGAGGGAGAGAGAGAUAGAGAGGUGUGAGAGGUCUGUGUAAGGAUGGUUACUGUAUAUGUGCAUUUGAGGCGACAGUGACACCUCUGAAUAUGGUGUCAGCGUCUGCAAGGUGCCGCUGUACAGGAUGUAAAGCUAUUAUCAAACUCUUCAAGGCAAUCAAAAGGUCCUUCUACCGAGCCCCAAUCGUCUCUUUUCCUCCCUACCAAUUUUCUGUCCUUUGUGCAUCCGUACCCUUUCCCUCUGUCCUUCCUGAAGAGUAAUUUAACUUUGGAGGAACAAAAGCUUCUCAAUUCUUUUCAAAUGCUUUAAACUGACUGGGGCUAAAUUGAUGAUACCCGAUUAACAGGACUUUAAAUUGCCUGACUUCUCUAUCGCUGCCUGUCGGACAAUGGGACUCGUUUGAAACAUCCGGCAAUUUUAAAGGAGUCAUGACGUGGGGAGGAUUUGCAGAAGCGUGUAAAUAUGAGGGUGCGUGACCUUUCAGAGGAAAUGGCUCUGUGAGAUUUUGAGCCAUAAGGACACUGUGUUUCUCCACUCACCCUGUCUGUGUAUUUGUCCUUUCUUUCUGUCUGUCUGUCUGUCUCUCAAAACUGUACAACAGUAUUAUAUGAAACCAACCAAUAUGACUUGUGGAAACAACAACAUAAUUAACACACAGAUUAGCAUAUGGUGGAUUAACAAUAACAGAAAAAAUGACCAAAAAAUGGAAGUGGAAAGUAAACCAAAUCUGGUUUUCUGCCUGUCAAAUAAAGUUAGAUGAGGGUUGAAAUGGGGUGAUUUCUGGUUGGCCAAUUUUGCUACGUACAAAAUGAACCAACAAUGCCAUGUCAACUGAGGCAUAAUGGAAAAAAAUGAUUCAGGAAGAAGGCUGAGGUUUUCUACUACACUGUAACUGAACGACUAAUAUACAAAAUAUAAAAAAAGAAAAGUCAAAAAGGCUGAUGUAUCUGAUCUACAAUAUGUUGUCAUGCAACAGAUUGAUAUAAAUGACUUUAUGGAUAUAAUGUA